AUGUCGUCGUCGUGUAGUUCAGAUAUUCAGGCAUCAACUGCAGAGGGCAUCAGUGGCAUAUUUGAAGAGCAAACCCUCACAGAAUUGUGUGCAGAGACCCUGGAAAAUGCUGGUGAUGUUGAAGAACUGCCAGUAAGGAGAGACACAGAACCACACUUAGAAAUUCAAACACAGAACAUAACUUUUGAAUCAACAACCAAUGAAGAAGAAACAACAGAAGACAGCAUCCAUGAUGUUAGUGUUCCUGACAAAACAAUUGAAAUUAUUGGAGAUACAAUUACAGUGAAGAGCAAUGUGACUAAUGAAUCAGAUUUUCUUCAAAAUGAUACUCCUACUGAUAUACACCAGGAAGCAUUGACAGUAUCUGAAAAUGUUGAAAAUGUUUCAACCGUGACUGAUUCUCAUCUUCUCUUGAGAGACGUUGAACCUGUAGAUUCAUUAGAAGCAGACACAGUUCCUGAAAAUACUGAAAUAAUCAUCAGUCCUGAAGACUCUCACAUACAGGAGCUACACUCAAAAUUAAAUCCAGUUGCUAACAAGAGAAAAAUGGGGUCAACUCGUAGACCUCUUGGAGGGAACAAAGGUCAAAGAAAAGGAAAAGAACAUCAUGAGGGCAAUGUGACUCUUAACACUAAAAGUAUUAGAAAUAAUGAGGUGGAAAUCUUAGAUGUGGAGGAUGAGCACCAUCUAGAUAAUUCUACAUUAAGAACAUCAGAGACAAAAGAUGGAACUGCAGAAAAGGAGAGGGAAAUAUAUGUGGAGAAUAAUGCUAGCCCUGUUGAGGGGAUUGACUCAACUCACAUGUCGUCGUCGUGUAGUUCAGAUUUUCAGGCAUCAACUGCAGAGAGCAUCAGUGGCAUAUUUGAAGAGCAAACCCUCACAGAAUUGUGUGCAGAGACCCUGGAAAAUGCUGGUGAUGUUGAAGAACUGCCAGUAAGGAGAGACACAGAACCACACUUAGAAAUUCAAACACAGAACAUAACUUUUGAAUCAACAACCAAUGAAGAAGAAACAACAGAAGAGAGCAUCCAUGAUGUUAGUGUUCCUGACAAAACAAUUGAAAUUAUUGGAGAUACAAUUACAGUGAAGAGCAAUGUGACUAAUGAAUCAGAUUUUCUUCAAAAUGAUACUCCUACUGAUAUACACCAGGAAGCAUUGACAGUAUCUGAAAAUGUUGAAAAUGUUUCUAUCGUGACUGAUUCUCAUCUUCUCUUGAGAGAUGUUGAACCUGUAGGUUCAUUAGAAGCAGACACAGUUCCUGAAAAUACUGAAAUAAUCAUCAGUCCUGAAGACUCUCACAUACAGGAGCUACACUCAAAAUUAAAUCCAGUUGCUAACAAGAGAAAAAUGGGGUCAACUCGUAGACCUCUUGGAGGGAACAAAGGUCAAAGAAAAGGAAAAGAACAUCAUGAGGGCAAUGUGACUCUUAACACUGAAAGUAUUAGAAAUAAUGAGGUUGAAAUCUUAGAUGUGGAGGAUGAGCACCAUCUAGAUAAUUCUACAUUAAGAACAUCAGAGACAAAAGAUGGAACUGCAGAAAAGGAGAGGGAAAUAUAUGUGGAGAAUAAUGCUAGCCCUGUUGAGGGGAUUGACUCAACUCACAUGUCGUCAUCGUGUAGUUCAGAUAUUCAGGCAUCAACUGCAGAGGGCAUCAGUGGCAUAUUUGAAGAGCAAACCCUCACAGAUUUUUGUGCAGAGACCCUGGAAAACGCUGGUGAUGUUGAAGAACUGCCAGUAAGGGGAGACACAGAACCACACUUAGAAAUUCAAACACAGAACAUAACUUUUGAAUCAACAACCAAUGAAGAAGAAACAACAGAAGACAGCAUCCAUGAUGUUAGUGUUCCUGACAAAACAAUUGAAAUUAUUGGAGAUACAAUUACAGUGAAGAGCAAUGUGACUAAUGAAUCAGAUUUUCUUCAAAAUGAUACUCCUAAUGAUAUAAACCAGGAAGCAUUGACAGUUCAUUAG
Xyrauchen texanus (razorback sucker) is the source of this 1971-nucleotide messenger RNA. RefSeq lists its product as uncharacterized. The record is from RefSeq and is a predicted model, not a curated record. The transcript has 3 exons. Bases 1 to 1971 code for a protein of 656 amino acids. NCBI's taxonomy places the organism in Eukaryota, Metazoa, Chordata, Actinopteri, Cypriniformes, Catostomidae.